AUGGCAUUUGAAAUUGUUCGUCAAGAGUCUCCUGAAGAGCCCAGUGGACGUAGUCGAUUGUGUCAUCGUAAUGACAUCAUUCAUGUAUUGAUAAACAACACGGCAAGUAAAAAAAUUCAGGGCAUUGCCUUAAGCAUGGCAGAACUUGAAAAUGUGGAUUGGAAUUGUGAAGCAUUCUCUAAGAUGAUAACCUGA
Prunus armeniaca (apricot) is the source of this 195-nucleotide messenger RNA. The record is from the annotation of a GenBank genome assembly. Lineage: Eukaryota; Viridiplantae; Streptophyta; Magnoliopsida; Rosales; Rosaceae.